Messenger RNA from Hyaloperonospora brassicae, 1413 nucleotides. The record is from the annotation of a GenBank genome assembly. Lineage: Eukaryota; Oomycota; Peronosporomycetes; Peronosporales; Peronosporaceae.
AUGUGGCGUCCCGUUCGGUGCAUCCCCCGCCGGUCGUUCCCGACGCGGUGCUCAAUGCUCCAACCCGCGCAAUUGGGCCUCAAAACCGCUUGUGUCGAGUCGCGCGGCAAAUUGGGCGGCACGUGUCUGAACGUGGGCUGCAUCCCGUCGAAAGCGCUGCUGCACUCGACGCACCUCUUGCACACGGCGCAACACGACUUUAAGAGCUACGGCAUUGACGCGCCCCACGUGACGGCGAACUUUCCGCAGAUGAUGAAGGCCAAAGACAAGGCCGUCCGGACCCUAACCGCUGGGAUCGAAGCGCUUUUUUCGAAAAACAACGUGACGUACAUAAAAGGGGUCGGCAAGCUCGCGGCCCAGGGCCAAGUAUCUGUGACGCGCGCGGACAGACAGGGCAACGAGACGAUCACGGCCAAGCACAUUAUCGUGGCCACUGGGUCGGAAGUCACGCCCUUGCCACCCGUGCCGGUGGACAAUGAGGCCGGCAAGAUCAUUGACUCGACCGGUGCGCUGGCGCUGGCGCGCGUGCCGGAGCACCUCGUGGUCGUGGGCGCCGGAGUCAUUGGGCUCGAACUGGGCUCCGUGUACAAGCGCUUGGGCGCAAAGGUGACGGUCGUGGAGUACCUCGACUCGGCGUGCUCGGGGCUCGACCGCGGCACGGUCAAGGACUUUAUGAAGCUGCUGAAGAAACAGGGCCUCGAGUUCCAAUUUGGCACGAAAGUCACGGCGUCGGAAGUGAACGGCGACGUGGUGACCCUCACGACGGAACCUGCGAAGGGCGGCGACGCGUCAACGAUCACGUGCGACACGGUGCUGGUCGCGACGGGUCGUCGCCCGUUUACUGCUGGCUUGGGACUCGAGCAGAUGGGCAUCCAGACGGACAAGCAAGGCCGCAUUGAAGUGGACGAGGCGUUUCAGACGCAAGUACCGGGUAUCUUUGCCAUUGGCGAUGUGAUCAAGGGCACGAUGCUGGCGCACAAGGCGGAAGAAGAGGGAAUUGCGUGCGUGGAGAACAUUGUCGGCAAGCACGGCCACGUGAACUACGGCGCGAUCCCGAAUGUCAUUUAUACGUUUCCGGAAUUGGCGUCAGUGGGCAAAACGGAAGAGGAGCUGAAGGCCGAGGGCGUCGAGUACAAUGUGGGCAAGUUCCCGAUGAUGGCCAACAGUCGGGCUCGCACGGUGGCCGAGGCGGACGGAAUGGUGAAGGUGCUGGCGGACAAGAAGACGGACAAGUUGCUUGGCGUGCACAUCAUUGCCAGCAAUGCCGGAGAGAUGAUUUCGGAGGGUGUGAUUGGCAUUGAGUACGGCGCUGCGAGUGAGGACUUGGCGCGCACGUGCCACGCCCACCCGACGCUGAGCGAGGCGUUCAAGGAGGCCUGCCUUGCUGCCCAUGACAAGUCCAUUAACUUUUGA